Molecule: messenger RNA, 3618 nt
Organism: Stylophora pistillata
Lineage: Eukaryota; Metazoa; Cnidaria; Anthozoa; Scleractinia; Pocilloporidae
Source: RefSeq, a predicted model, not a curated record
UGUCCCAGACAGGUUUUUUCAACUGCAAGACCCUACGUAGCGUUCUUUGCCCCGACGAAGAAAUAAUUCAUCGGAACCGUGAAGCUUGCAUUGCCACUACAUUGGCUAAACUUUUAAAUGAACGAGAUUUUUUGAAAGUUUGUUUUAAUAACUCACAGCAAUAAUUUAUGGUACAUGACUUGCUAUGGAGGAAGACAGCAUUGUCAGUGGUGCUGAUUAUCAAACUUUGACUCUUUCUUCGGAAGAGUUGGCAGUUGUUGUUCCUGGAGGGGACUUUCACAAGGUUUAUCUCAAGCCAACACAAACAGCAGAAAUCAAAAAGAAAUAUUCUAAAGGACCCAAAAGACCUCAACCCAAGAAAGAGCUGUACUUAAAACUUGAUGAAAUCUUGUUUGAUGCACUUCGACAAGAGUUUGAAGUAUGUCCAGGGAACACUAUUGAUCGCCUCUUUAUGGUGAAGUUCUUGACGGGUGUUGUCCAACGACAUUUGAGUGACUUUCCAGAUCUUGACAACCUUUUGAACCUACGUGACACUGUGUUAACUGGUCGCAUUAAAAAAGUGUUUCCAGAAGUGGAGUAUAAGAGAAGACAGGUCAAAGAGGAUCACUACAGGAAGGCGUGGCUGUAUGUAAAUAUCAGAAGGAAACCUUCCAGAGCUUCUCACCCUGAUGAAGUUAAAAUUGAAAGUGUGAGCACCACUAGCACAUGGACCCCACCCGUCGCAACUGUAACUGUACCACUGAAGCAAGCUUCAUCACCGUCUUCAUCACCACCAGCAGGUGCAGGUCAUCUACAAAGCUCACCCGCACACACAGUGGAGCACUGUAGCCCCAAUAACAUGGUUGGAGACAGCAUUUGUGUUGGACAGUACCCUGGUGAGUCUCUGGUGUGUGAUAGUGGCUCUGAUGGUAUGGCAUCAGAUAUCAGCAGUCAUUUUAGCACCGAGUGUGAAGCAAGCGAGAGGUCAGCUUUGGCUAUGGAUAGCUCCACUUUGCAGGAAUGGGUGGUUUCAAACUACGUGCAAGACAGUUUAUGCUAUGUUCCCGUUCAAGAUGUGGUGAAAGCAUUCAAGAAAGAUUUUAAUAUGGACAUCACUUACAAAGAAUGCCACCAACUAGUUCUGUCCGCUUACGCCAGUCCCAGAAACCGAUUGAUCCCCAAGAAGAGCGUACGAGUAUCGUCCGUUGGGCAACAGUAUGUGUAUAGAGGAAUAAGUCCUAUCAAUAAAGAUUCAGGGUCCUCCAGCAAACCUCAGGCUGGUAAUGAAUUCGAGUUUGCCCAAACCUUUCAAGGAGAGGAUUCAUGCGAAGAACCCGAGGAGGACUGGAAGCAAAAAAUGAAGGAAUUGACUGAUGAGCGCGACCGAGCAUUAAAGGAACGGAAUCAGGCUCUCGCAGCCCUGAUGGAACUAGAAAAAGAACAUGCAGAGGCAUUUGAGACAAUAGAGAAAAUGAAAAAGGAAAAAAUGAGAGGCAGCUUGGCCGAAAACUCUUCGAAGACUAUGACCGAAACGGUAGUUAAUAGUCGAGAACUUAGCACGAAUCAUUGCAAAGAAUCAUUCCUUGAAAAGUUGUGGGAAAGAUUUGGAGGGACAAAAAGCGAUUGCGCGACAGAACAGAAAAUGAAAUGUGAUCAAGAUAAUUCUGAUUAUUCGUUCUGGAAGGAGAUUGUCACCCAAGCGAAGGAAGAGCGUGACAAUUUAUUGAAAAGGUUAACCGUGGUGAAAACAGAAAGGAACUCGUAUUUGGAGCGCAUUCACUUGUUGGAGAAAGAAAACCAACGAUUGCGUGACACUGUAGACAUUAAGCUCACCGAUGUGUCACACCACCGACUGUUAGAUGACAUUUCACUGCAUUUCCAAACUAACUGUCACGGUGAAAAUGACCCAAAGGAAGCCUUAAGUUCUGUUCUGGCUCAUUUAAAGUCAAAACGGAAACAAGUGACUCCGUCUCGGUUAAACAAGUCUCCAAGGCUUGACCAUGUCAAUGGCAGGAACAGCACCGAGGAUGCAACUACUCACCCAGUCACUCUCACCUUGUCUUUAAAGGUCCGAGACGAUGGAAGAGCUUUUUCUGGAGACAUAGGCACCUCAAACGGUGACUUUCUGAGAGAAGAAUCUGAGAGAUUAGUAAAUGGAAAUUUCGACAACAAAGAAAGUAGUGCAAGCAAUAAGAAACCGGAUACUGAACAGGAUUUACUCGUUUUUACGUCAGGUAGUGAAAUGGUCGGGUUCACGCGACAUCCUCUGGAGGACUAAGUUCUUCACACCAUGUGACGUUAGUCAAAGAAUGCAGACUUUUUUUAAAGGUGUGAAUCUAGCUCGUUAAUUAAUUUGCGGAGAGAGCAUCUAUAUGUUGUCCGAAUACCCAUCUGUGAUGUAUGUGAUGUGUUAGAAACCGCAGUUGCAUUUAUAUAUCGUACUCUAUCAGAAUCUUCCCCAAUCGUCUUUCAGUCGUAUCGGAGUCUUCUGUCGUCAUACACUAGCCGUUCUGGAAUUGGCUCUCGUUGUUUGACAGUCGUGUCAGGGUCGUCUACAGUCGUAGUGGAGUCGUCUCUGGUUGGUUGUGACUCUUGUCGGGAUCGUCUGUAGUCGAACCUGAGCUAUUCUUGGUCUUACAUUAUUCGUACUGGAGUCGUCUUUAGUUUUUCGUGGUUUGUCUUUAACCUUGCUGGAGUCGGCCUCAAGUCGUACCUUAGUCAUAACUUGGUCUUACAUAGUCUUACUUCAGUCGUAGUGAAGUUGUAGCGGAUUACUUGGUCGACCUGUAGAUGUAUUUCAUUUCUUCACAGUCGCUAAGAGUUUUCUUUUUUUUCAAUAUUGUACUCUUACGUGGAAACUUUUUAAUGUCGAGUACUGUCUGGUUCAGGAAGAAAGUCACCACCUUAACAAAUUUUAUUCAUUUACAUUUUCAAAUGGGCAGUCAAUCCACCAAUUCGAGCGGUUGACUGUAGUCAUGUUCAAAUUGGAGCUCACCUCUGAUGGAGGUUUUAGACGUGGUAAAAGCCAGAGUGCAUCCAUUAUUAGAGGCUGUUCCAACAUUGGGAGCCUACAAGUAGUUUGUUUCGUUGUGAGUGUGGCGUUUUAUCAGCAUAACUGAUAGAGUUCUGCCGUCUAAUUGAUUGAGUUGGUAGAUCUUUGUUCUUGUUUUGUUUUUGUUGCUUUACCUUGUAUUUAUUGUUAUUUUGUUAUUGUUUUGGUUAGAGUCAAUCAACUCGUGUUGUAUCUGUGUUACCCAGUCAUUAACAUCACACUUUUUCAUUGAAGCAGUAAAAGACUUUUCCUGAGGUUACAUAGCCUCAUUUAAACUCGAGGGGGGUAGUCUUGGUAUGGCGGAGCGGAGAUUGGGAGAAAUUCCAGACAGUGAUACCUACCCGUGACACAAUUGAGGGUUUGUUUACAUGGUACUUUGUGAGACUUCUCUCCUUCCCCCAAACACCCCUCCCCCCCCUCUUUCACCUUCGCCCAAGGUGUUUAAACGAGGCUGUGAAGAUGCAGAAAAAAAGCCAUGUGGCUUUACGAAAUACAUCUCAUAACACGCUUUGAUCCAAGACGUUAUAAUCGUGUUUAGUAUAAUUUCGGAGCUGAGCAAAGAGUUUCCAGCAAUCUGAUUGGUCGAG